This is a messenger RNA of Arabis nemorensis, 966 nucleotides long. NCBI's taxonomy places the organism in Eukaryota, Viridiplantae, Streptophyta, Magnoliopsida, Brassicales, Brassicaceae. The record is from the annotation of a GenBank genome assembly.
AUGUUUGAGCGGUUUACCGAGAAAGCAAUUAAGGUCAUAAUGCUGUCUCAAGAGGAAGCUCGGAGACUUGGCCAUAACUUUGUUGGGACUGAGCAAAUACUGUUGGGUCUAAUCGGGGAAGGKACUGGGAUYGCUGCAAAGGUUCUUAAAUCCAUGGGGAUCAAUCUUAAAGAUUCUCGUGUSGAGGUGGAAAAGAUCAUUGGAAGAGGCAGUGGWUUUGUGGCAGUGGAGAUCCCAUUUACUCCUCGUGCAAAGCGAGUCUUGGAGUUGUCACUAGAGGAAGCUCGACAAMUCGGCCAUAACUACAUUGGGUCAGAGCAUCUUCUGCUUGGUCUUCUUCGKGAAGGGGAAGGUGUUGCAGCUCGUGUCCUGGAGAAUUUGGGUGCAGAUCCUACAAACAUCCGGACUCAGGUUAUACGUAUGGUUGGGGAAAACAAUGAAGUGACAGCAAACGUUGGUGGAGGAUCCGGCGGAAACAGCAAAAUGCCAACACUGGAAGAGUAUGGGACUAACCUAACUAAACUAGCAGAGGAGGGUAAACUGGAUCCGGUUGUUGGAAGGCAACCACAGAUCGAACGAGUGGUCCAGAUCUUGGCUCGAAGAACCAAGAACAACCCUUGUCUUAUUGGAGAACCUGGAGUUGGUAAGACAGCAAUAGCUGAAGGACUCGCACAGAGAAUUGCCAGUGGUGAUGUUCCCGAAACAAUUGAGGGAAAGACGGGUCUUCUAGUGGCUGGAACGAAAUAUCUUGGAGAAUUCGAGGAAAGAUUGAAGAAGCUUAUGGAGGAAAUCAGGCAAAGUGAUGACAUAAUUCUGUUUAUUGAUGAAGUGCACACGCUUAUCGGUGCAGGUGCCGCCGAAGGAGCGAUCGAUGCUGCUAACAUCUUAAAGCCAGCCCUUGCAAGAGGUGAAUUGCAGUGUAUUGGUGCAACAACAAUUGAUGAGUACAGGAAGCACAUUAAGUAA